UACACGUCACGUCUGCCGAAUCGUCUUCGUCGACUGUUAUAAGCUGUUGCUGCCUGCUGUACGAAGGGCGUCUCGGGGGUGGCUCUCGACCCUUUUCUUGCUUAUAAUGACAGUCACGCUUAUAAAAUGACUUUGAAAAGCUGAAGGCAGAUGCGCCGGGACAAGCGGUCAUGCUGUCGUCACUCGGGUUCUCUUUGUAAAGUGUUCUCUUCUCUUUUCCUAGAAGAUUUUAACAGUUUGUAGUCAUGUUCGCAGUCACCGAUACACAGAAGAUAGGCGUCGGAUUGGCCGGUUUUGGCAUAUUCUUCCUUUUCCUAGGCACCCUGCUCUUAUUUGAUAAAGGCCUGCUAGCUAUUGGAAAUAUUCUUUUCAUUUGUGGUCUCGCAUGUGUGAUAGGUCUGGAAAGGACGUUUAGAUUUUUUUUCCAGAGGCACAAGGUAAAAGGUACUGUUUGCUUUUUGGGGGGGAUUUUCGUCGUCCUGUAUGGAUGGCCGAUUACGGGGAUGAUCGUUGAAACUUACGGAUUUGUGUUACUUUUCAGCGGCUUUUUCCCGGUAGCGAUAAACUUCCUUAGAAGGAUCCCGGUGUUAGGAACGAUCAUGAAUCUUCCCGGAAUAUACUCUGUGGUUGAUUGGAUAACGGGCGAUUCUAAAAGAGUAACUGUCUGACAUAAUGCAGUAAAAAUGAUAUCUACAUUCAAGUCAUGUUGUUAGUUUCGUAUUCCUAACCGCUAACGG
This is a messenger RNA of Cimex lectularius (bed bug), 737 nucleotides long. Its product is annotated as vesicle transport protein GOT1B. Gene Ontology annotation, biological process: endoplasmic reticulum to Golgi vesicle-mediated transport; retrograde transport, endosome to Golgi. Bases 246 to 668 code for a protein of 140 amino acids. Lineage: Eukaryota; Metazoa; Arthropoda; Insecta; Hemiptera; Cimicidae. Gene Ontology annotation, cellular component: endoplasmic reticulum; membrane. The transcript has 5 exons. The record is from RefSeq and is a predicted model, not a curated record.